Messenger RNA from Metarhizium robertsii ARSEF 23, 3159 nucleotides. RefSeq names its product Heat-labile enterotoxin, A chain. The transcript has a single exon. Bases 1 to 3159 code for a protein of 1052 amino acids. NCBI's taxonomy places the organism in Eukaryota, Fungi, Ascomycota, Sordariomycetes, Hypocreales, Clavicipitaceae. The record is from RefSeq and is a predicted model, not a curated record.
AUGCGGCUCAAACAUUUCCUAGCCAUUUUUGGCUCUGCUCUCAUAGCAGCCGCCUACUCCACGCCCGGCGCCUACGAGCGACUCUUGUACUACUAUGCCUACAAGCUGGACAACAUGGGCGGCGGCAGAACCAUUGCAGGCGGGUGCAAGCCGGGUGGUGUCUGCAGCUUUGACGAAUUUGUCCACUUCAUCGAGGGCCGCGGGCCCGGCGAUGCCAAAGCCACGAUCACGUCUGAAGAGUUCCCCCCAAUCGAGCCAACCGUCGAGCUGCUUGUCAAGGCAGGCAAGACGGGCACGAUAGCAGAGUCCCGCAUCAUAAGCAACGCAAAGGAUUACCCAGACCUCUUCAAGAAGCUGGGGACCAAUCUCUCCGGCAUCCUGCAAAAGACGCAGGGAUUCAAGCACAGCAAGCUCACGGGGCAGGCGCUCGAAGACACGCUCCGGGAAGUCAGAGCAAACAUUAUGCUCUCUAUGAAACGCGUGUUCGACGGCCGUAUGCGGGCCACGAUUGACAGCUUCAAGCCGUACGCAGAUUUCAAAGUGAUCACCAAGGGGGCCACGGCCAUCGACUUUGACCAAACCGUCGCCGAAAGCAAGGGCGGCAUUACAAAAGAGAAGCUCCAGGAACUUUGGGACCAACACCUCGACGGCCGGCAGGUUACGGAAAACAUCGUGGCCGAGUUCAAACCCCUGGCCGACUACACGCCUACUAUCAGGGAAAAUGCCGAGGGGCAGAUAGACAUGGGGGAGACCUUCAGAACCGCCGUUAGGGAGAAUCCUUGGAUGAAGGCGUCUUGGUUCAGAAAGAAACAUAUAAAAAGUGUCCAGGGCAACCACCAAACAAACCUCCAGGAGCUCAAGACGGCGAUUGAAAGCAUUGAGCCAAUCGUGUGUGCCAGGGGCGAAGCUCGCAAGCGAGAGGUCGCAAGACUGGACAAGCGGCAGGGCGUCAAUGCUUGCUUCCCCUGGGAAUCCCCCGAGAUCAAGGAAAUUAUAGACCUCCCACCGGUUACGGAAGGGUCCGAAGGCGUGAUCGAUGCCGAGAUUCUUGCGACUGGCCGCUUCGCCGAAAGGGCCAACAGGGCCAACCAGGUGUCGGCGGAGGAGUUUGAAAAGGCCAUUGGAGAGCGCCUGCCCAAGAUACCAGACUCGUGGUUGAAGAACGGGGUCAAGACGUUCCACGAGGCUCGAGAGCAGAUCGGAUACAAGCCCAUGGAGCCGACCUCGUCGGACCUGGUCCCCGGCCGCGGCGGAAAGCUCUCUAGCGCUUUCGGAAAGCUGGCCGGAGCGGUCGGGGGUGCCCUGUGGGUGAAUGGCAUCGUCCAGGCCUUCCGGACGAACAGCACCGACUUGGACAAGGCCGCCGCCUUCACAGCCAUCAUCCCCUUUGUAGGUUGUGCCGUCACCGCGGCCGCCGGCGCAGAGAAGGGCCACGAUAUCGAUCUCGACAUAAUAGACACCGUCUUGUGCGGCAUCGCGGAUGCCCUCCUUUUCGGUCCCUUGGCCCCGUUUGGCCUCGCGCUUCACUUUGUCCGAGCCGUCAUGAGCUUCUUCCCCCAUCCUCCCGCGCCGCCGACCUUGGAGGAGAUGUGGGAGAGGCGCGAUGAUUCCUGGAAUGAGGUGCUUAGCAGAGUGUACGGAACCGUCUACUCGAACAGUCGCACAGACCCAACGCAGUCUUUUGCCGCCAAGUUGGAGAGCGUCUUUGCCAUUGAUACCGUGAGCGUGCUGUCCGAGGCCGCUGGGAGAAUUGGCGCGUUGAAUGCGAGUGGCUCGCCCGAUCUCUUCCAUUCCAGUGCGUUGGGCGAGGGAGAGACAGUCGACCUGGCCGCGCUCGAAAACGGAACCCUGCAGGCUAUUCACAAGAUCCAAGCAGAUAAGUGGAAUGUGGUUUCGCGCCGGCAGCGCGAGUUCCUCCUGGACAUCACGGAAGAGUUUGCGAAUGGCACAGCCUUCUCGCUGUCAGAGCUGGCCAAGAAGGUCAAUGAUGAAUUUAUCGAGCACAUUAAUUCAGACAAGUUUAUCGAGAAUUUCCGCGAUCAAAGCGGACUGGACGAUGGUUUUGACAUUGCGUUCGGCGGCGGUCCAUCCGUCAAACCCAAUGACCAUUACUCCAGGGCUCGCGCGCAGAUGAAGGAGGUUGGCAAACGUCUCAACGAGUCCCUUCCACCACUGCCACAGGCGUUAAAUGUUGCCUUUGUCCUCGGCCAGUCCAAGGGAAUGAGGUUUGCUCAGAAUGAGACGCUGGAUCUGCGCUCUUACUUUAACACGGAGAUAAGGGAGGCAUUGACCGAGGACAUACCGGGUCUUUACCGAGACUUCAUCCUUAUCCGGCAGACGCACCAGACUGCACUAUUCCUCCAGGGUCGUCUCAAGGAAGAGGAGUUUGAUGAUUCUGUUUUCCCCGUUGAUAAUCCCGAUUUGCUCAAGGGACUUCGACUCCUUGCUGCUAUGAAGAUUGGCAAGAUACACGAAGACGAAAAGAUGAAGGCUCUGGACAAGGCUUACGGCAGAGACCCCAUGGGUCGUCACCCUACCGCACCCCCGGAGUUUACGAAUCUGUCCAUUCCUCCCUUUUCGGCCCUAGAAUCCCGAAAUCAUAAACUUCUCGUAACUCUGGCCAUCGGGCUCUUGGAGGUCGUUCGCGACAGUCAAUUGAACGACGAUGUGACGCAACAUCUGAGGGACAGCGUGUCGGAAAUCCGGUUAAAGAACUGGGAAGCAAUGCAACAGAAGAUGAAGAAAAUGCAGGAAGUUGUGAAUAAGAUUUCCCAGCGACAAGUCACCAGCCCCCCUACACCUGAAGAGUUCCUGAAUAAGCACAUGAAGAGUUGUGUGGAGGAGAAUGGGUCGAGGACAGAAAUCUGCAAAUUCGUUGUCGAGGGUUGCUACUAUAUCGAGGACACGUCGGAGGAAUUUGCGUCUGAUUGCAUACGUGGUGCGUUCCUGCCCGACCGGGAAGCCCGGCAAAAGAUAAGAGACCGGCAAGAGGAACUGUGUAAGAAGUUCCCCAGCCGUCGCAGGUGUGCCCACGUCAUGGUAGCUUGCGCCAGGGGGAGGCCCCUGGCCAGAUUCGAAGUCGUCUGGGCGUGCGCAGACAAGGCUAUCUCCAAGACGGACGGGGCGGAUGCGGCUGCGACGGAGGGAAGCACGAGCUGA